Cajanus cajan (pigeon pea) is the source of this 1567-nucleotide messenger RNA. NCBI's taxonomy places the organism in Eukaryota, Viridiplantae, Streptophyta, Magnoliopsida, Fabales, Fabaceae. The record is from RefSeq and is a predicted model, not a curated record.
UAAUAUGUGCCACUUGAUCAUGAUCUAUAUAAUAAGCCCCAUGUUACUACGAAUCAGAAGCCAACUAUUCCCCACUCACAGCCUGGUUGUCUCACCAUCAUCCUUAGAUUCACUGCAAAUUUGUUUGUCUUAUCUUACCAAAGGCCUCAUAGACUAGACAGGAAUCUUUGGCAUCCAGACAGCACAGAUAGAUAUGCAGUGCUGUUCAUUUGACUGAUACAGUCAUCACACAUACCCACAAGCACAGACAAAAAAUAUAUAUAUUAUAAAAAGUGGGAACAAAGCAUCCACUGUAGGCAUGCAGAUUCUUCAAUGGCUCUUUAAAAGGGCACAUGAACAAGAAAGAAAGAGUAGCAACUUCAAUCUCCCUCCCAAAUGGGAAGAUAUCGGUGCUCAGAAUGGUAAAGGGAAAGAGGUAAAUCUACUAAAGAGUGAUAGAUCAUACAAAAGAGCAAGAAGAAACAAAUGGAGUACCCCUGGCUGCAAGAACUUUAAGAUAUUCACUUUUCUAUAUAGAAAAGACAUUCAAAAAGCUUUCUUUUACAGCACCCUCAACUUAAAGAGACUAAGGAGCUUCAAUAGGAGACAGUUUUUGCACUUCAUGAAGAUGAAGAGAGAAGAACCAUCAAGAGAAGUAGGAAGUGUUGGCAAGGCAGAUUCAGGUGGCCAUGUUGGAAACAAGGUUUUGCCAAUAACCGAGGCACCAUUGUCAUCCUCUGCUGAAAGAAAUGACCAAUGUGAUGCCACAGAAACUAAAGAUGAAUCCAAGGAUAAGAAAAAGCCAAUGUCCAGAAUGAAAGAGCUUCUUAGAUGGGCUGCUUCUGCAAAGACAGAGAAAGGAGGGAAAUUCAAUGGAAGAAAGGUUUUAAUGUUCAGAAGGCGUGGAACCCUGAAAGCAGUUCCAGAUGAUGAUCAAGGUUGCACUGAGUCACCCAAGAUCAGUUUCAGAUGGGAUGUAGAAAGUUGCUCCACCACUUCCUCUGCCUACUCAGCAAUCUCACUAGCUUCCUCAUCAAAAAAUGGACAAAACCAAAUUGCAACUUCCUCUAUAUGCAUCCCUCCUGAACACACUGGCCAUAACAACACAUGUAGAAAAGGAAACUGGAUCACCACAGACUCUGAAUUUGUGGUGCUGGAGCUAUGAAGAUUGAGGCUAAAAUGGAUAUUCCAUCAUGUGUGGUGAAGUGUUGGCUAGCAAUCUACAUCACAAGUUAUUGCUCUAAAUGUGUCAUGUUCAUGGAUCAUUUUUCUGUCAGAUAUUUCUAGAGAUUUUAUAUGACUUAACUAAAGAUAGAGAGAUCAAGAAGCAAGGGAAAGGGAUGUAAUAUCAGUAAUUAAUGAUCUGAAUGUGCUAGAUGGGGAUCAAAAAGAUCAUAUGCCAUGUGCAUGGCAUGAGAAUGUUCUGCAUCUACAUUAUUAGGGGUAUAAAUUAGUUACCUGUUGACUGACCUAAUUAAUGUAGAUGGUUUUCCCAAUUAGUGGAUGGGACCAAUUAUUACUGUAAAUCUAUAAUAAUCAGCAUUGAUGAUUAUCUGAAAUGAGAGUUCAAUGUCAUAUUAUGCUGUUA